Messenger RNA from Pistacia vera, 639 nucleotides. RefSeq names its product secreted RxLR effector protein 161-like. The coding region runs from base 1 to 639 and encodes 212 amino acids. Lineage: Eukaryota; Viridiplantae; Streptophyta; Magnoliopsida; Sapindales; Anacardiaceae. The transcript is spliced from 2 exons. The record is from RefSeq and is a predicted model, not a curated record.
AUGUUUUUCCAGCAAACUGGAGAUGGGAAGAAGACAAUCUUAAUUGUCUAUGUCGAUGACAUAAACCUAACUGGGGAUAAUAUAGUAGAAAUGGAGAGACUGAAGAAAACUCUAUCCACAGAGUUUGAAGUAAAAGACUUGGGACAAAUACGAUAUUUCUUAGGAAUGGACGUUGCUAGAUCAAAAGAAGGAAAAAGAACAGAAGAUAUCAAAAAACCAGUGGAAAGAGACAAAUAUCAGAGACUAGUUGGGAAGCUUAUAUACCUAUCCCAUACUAGACCUGACAUUGCAUUUGCAGUCAGUGUGGUAAGUCAACAUAUGCAUUCACCAAAGGAAGCUCACUUAGAAGCUGUGUACAAGAUUCUCAGAUACCUUAAGGGCUCCUCGAGUAAAGGAUUAUUCUUUAAGAAGAAUGCAAGCAAGGAAGUAGAAGUCUUUAUUGAUGCGGAUUGGGUUGGUUCGAUAGAAGAUAGAAGAUCUACCAUCGAGUAUUGCACCUUUGUAUUUGGAAACUUAGUAACUUGGAGAAGCAAGAAACAUAAUGUAGUGGCUAUAAGCAGUGUUGAAGCUGAGUUUCGACCAGUUGCACAAGGGAUAUGUGAAGUUUUGUGGCUAAGGAAACUCUUGGAAGAACUUUAG